Acaulospora morrowiae is the source of this 642-nucleotide messenger RNA. The record is from the annotation of a GenBank genome assembly. Lineage: Eukaryota; Fungi; Glomeromycota; Glomeromycetes; Diversisporales; Acaulosporaceae.
AUGGACGAAGAAUGGGAAGGCAACUCGGGUGAUGUUGUUCCUAAUAUUUCAAUUGCUUCAAAAAAAAAUUGGGACGGCGAAGACAUUGAAGAAGAAGAUAUAAAGGAUUCAUGGGAUUUGGAAUCAUCUUCCGAUGAAGAAGAUGCGCCAAAAACAGGAGCAGCUCCCAAGAAAUCUAUCGCUCAAAAGAUAGCAGAACGACAGGCAGCCGAACGAAAGAAUCAUAACCAUGACAAAGAUGAAUCGGAUGCACUGGGGAAAAAGAUCGACAAUACUGUAGAAAUGACCAAAGGUUUGAGUAUUGAUGAGAAGGAACAUUCCGCACUGGAUAUGAUAAAUCCCAAAACCAGAGAUGAAUUUGACGAAUUUUCUUCACUAUUGAUUAAACGGAUCAAGAGACACGAGAAUCAAGCGCCAUACUCGAAUUUCAUCAACGUAUUUGUGCGUGACCUGUGUUCAUCUCUCAAGGAUGCCGAGAUUCGUAAAGUAGCCAACACAUUGACAACCUUGGCAAAUGAGAAAAAAGCUCAGAAGGAUGCUUUGAAAACAAAGAAAAAAAAACCGAAACCGUCUGUAGUAGUUGAUGCUCAGGAAACAAAAAGUUUUGAUGAUUACGAGGAUGACUUUGAAUAUUUUAUUUGA